Messenger RNA from Aplosporella prunicola CBS 121167, 1527 nucleotides. RefSeq lists its product as uncharacterized. Lineage: Eukaryota; Fungi; Ascomycota; Dothideomycetes; Botryosphaeriales; Aplosporellaceae. Gene Ontology annotation, molecular function: carbohydrate:proton symporter activity. Bases 1 to 1527 code for a protein of 508 amino acids. The transcript is spliced from 11 exons. The record is from RefSeq and is a predicted model, not a curated record. Gene Ontology annotation, biological process: transmembrane transport; carbohydrate transport. Gene Ontology annotation, cellular component: membrane.
AUGCAGUUCGACAUGUUUGGACGCGGCUUCAAGCUGCAAUUGGCCAUUUCAGCCGCGUGCUCAAUGGCAUUUAUCCUUUUUGGUUACGACCAAGGUGUUUUCAGCGGCAUUGUAGGCAACACGGAUUUCUUGAAUAUCGUGGAUAAUCCCGGAGACACCAUAUUGGGGAUAAUCGUCAGUACAUACAACCUGGGAUGUUUUGCCGGUUGCCUCCUCACAUUUGCCUACGGUGAAUAUUUUGGAAGGAGACGUGCAAUGUGGAUAGCAAUGACCUGGGUCAUAAUUGGAGCAGCACUUCAAGCCUCCGCAUAUUCGAAACCUCAUAUGAUCAUCGCCCGCUUCGUUACCGGCAUAGGCACGGGGAUUGAGACUUCCACCGUGCCCAUGUACCAAGCUGAACUCAGCCACGCUCAUAAUAGAGGGCGCCUCGUUUGUAGCGAGCCAUUCUUUGUUGGGAUUGGCAUAGUAACUGCGUACUGGUUUGAUUACGGCAUGAAUUUUACCCAUGGUCCGAUUGCCUGGCGUCUACCGAUUGCAUGCCAGGUUAUUUUCGCCUUUGUUGUCGUUAUUCUUGUUUUUGGUCUCCCUGACUCACCUAGAGAUCUCUUCAAUAAAGGAAGAAAUGAAGACGCUUUGAAGGUGCUUUGUACCGUCUUCGAUAAAUCUCCCGAUGACCCGGCCAUUUUGAAAGAACAAUCGGAAAUUCUUCAGGCACUCCGCCUGGAAGGAGUAUCUCAAAAGAGUUGGCUGCACAUUUUCCAGCAAGAUGAAGUGCAAACAGGCAAGCGGGUUCUCCUUGCAUAUGGCAUGCAAUUCAUGAACCAAGUUGGUGGCAUCAAUCUCGUCGUCUAUUAUGUACCGACCGUUCUCGAAGAAAAUGUCGGCAUGUCUCGCAACAUGUCGUUGCUAAUCGGCGGAGUCAUCCAAAUUAUGUUCCCUCUGGGCUCGAUCAUUCCAGCUUUGGGCGCCGAUAAGCUUGGACGGCGAAGACCAAUGUUGUGGGGUAGUCUCGGCCUGGGCAUCUGUAUGAUGCUCAUAUCCAUCUUACUGAGCUUCAAAGGAAGCAGCGUAGAGACGCCAACGGCCUCGGCGAGUGUCGCCUUCUUUUUCAUAUACAUGUUCAUUUUCGGCGCUAGCGUGAACUGCAUCCCUUGGGUAUACGUACCCGAAAUAUUACCUUUGAGGGCCCGCGCACGAGGUACCGCCAUCGGCAUAUCUUCGAACUGGCUUUGGAACUUUGUGAUUGUCAUGAUUACGCCGGUAAUCAUCAGUCGACUGCAGUGGAAAGCCUAUUUGAUCUUCAUGUGCACGAACCUCGCGUUCGUGCCGCUGAUAUACUUUUGCUACCCGGAAACGGCAAAGCUGACGUUGGAGGAAAUGGAUCUGCUGUACACCAGAAGAGGAGAGUCGCCCAUCAAGAUCAGCAAGAGGAUCAGGAGGGAAAAGGCCAUGGGGCUGCGGGCGGCGGUGGGACCGGAGAAGAGAGAGGGUGGCAAGACGGCCGGGGAGAAGGUCGAGCCUGUGUAG